AUGAACUCAACAACAAACGGUCCAACAUUUGGUAACAUGAUGAAACAAGGAAUACAAUCGUUUAUGGAAGGAAAAAAUUCACAAUUAAAGCGUUCAAAAGAUUCAUAUUUUGCAGUGCUAAAGUAUAACACUCUUUUUAUGUAUGAUAGCGAAAGACAAUUAGAUUGCAAGGGUAUAAUAAUUAUAUCAAAUCAUAACGUAUCAAUAUAUCCAGAAAAUUUACCAGAUAAUGAGAUUUUUUCAAAAGCAACUUCGAUAAGAUUAAAAACAAAACAAUCAGUUUAUGAUGAUAUGAAAAUUGACAUAGAUGAUACUACUUAUUAUUUAUUUUGUAAUGUGGCAGUGGAAAAAGAAGAUUGGUAUUUUGUUUUGCAAAAAUCAUCAAAACUUGAGUCAAAUUCACCUGGACCUCAACCACAAGUUGUAAGGGAUAAAGCACAAUUUGAUCAAUUUUCAAUGAAUCAUCUUUUGAAAACUUUAUAUUCAAAUGAUGAACAUAUUGAAACACAAUGGUUGAAUGCUAUUUUAGGACGCGUAUUCCUUUCGGUGUACAAAACUCAAGCUGUCAAAGAUCACUUUGUUCGAAAAUUGAUCAGAAAGGUUAAAAAGAUAAAAAAACCGAGUUUUUUAAGCGAUAUUCAUAUCAAAUCGGUGGAAGUUGGAGACGGUGUGCCAUAUUUGACCAAUCCCAGAUUAGCCAAGUUGGAUAUAAACGGUGGUUUAAGUGUCGAUGUGGAUCUUGAUUAUAAUGGCGGAUUUCGUGUAGAAAUUGAAACCGAAGCAAUAAUUGCAGUUACAAAGUUAAAAACCAUCAAAUUACCUGUUGUGCUUGCUGUAGUUUUAAGAGGUUUACAGGGAAGGUUAUUAUUAAGAAUCAAACCUCCGCCAACCAAUAGAAUAUGGACAGGGUUUUAUGAAAUGCCAAAGUUAGAUUUACUAAUUGAACCUUCGCCUUUCCAAACAAUGGUUUUAUUAAUUACAGCAAAUGCUUUUUCAACAAAUUCUUGGACAGUGUGA
Entrophospora sp. SA101 is the source of this 1017-nucleotide messenger RNA. The record is from the annotation of a GenBank genome assembly. Lineage: Eukaryota; Fungi; Glomeromycota; Glomeromycetes; Entrophosporales; Entrophosporaceae.